This is a messenger RNA of Sardina pilchardus (European sardine), 2072 nucleotides long. It is a transcript of the gene fev, whose product is annotated as FEV transcription factor, ETS family member. The transcript has 3 exons. The coding region runs from base 137 to 838 and encodes 233 amino acids. The record is from RefSeq and is a predicted model, not a curated record. Gene Ontology annotation, molecular function: DNA-binding transcription factor activity, RNA polymerase II-specific; sequence-specific DNA binding. NCBI's taxonomy places the organism in Eukaryota, Metazoa, Chordata, Actinopteri, Clupeiformes, Clupeidae. Gene Ontology annotation, cellular component: nucleus. Gene Ontology annotation, biological process: regulation of transcription by RNA polymerase II; cell differentiation.
AUGCACCAAAGGAAAUUGCUGUCUGAAUAUUGUCUCAGAGAUGGAGCUUGUGACAGUUGCCUGGAAACUUCAAUCUGUCUCCCAUUUAUUCCAGAUCAUAGUUUUGAGAUAAAGUUUAAUAAAAAUCUUUACCCGAAUGAAAGCCAACCCUUCCAGAUCAACAGACACAAUGAGACAGAACUGCGGAGGAAACCUAAUGUUUAACAUGUAUCUCUCAGAUCCUUCAGAUAAUCUUCUGAAAGAGGCUAAAAACGCAUCAUGGAGCCCCAUGAAUACGGGAGUUCAAAAAGGAAGUGGACAAAUUCAGCUCUGGCAGUUUCUCCUCGAGCUCUUGUCGGACAGCUCCAACAUAUCGUGCAUCGCAUGGGAAGGCACCAACGGGGAAUUUAAACUGAUCGACCCGGACGAAGUGGCCCGUCGAUGGGGUGAGAGGAAAAGCAAGCCCAAUAUGAACUAUGAUAAACUUAGCCGAGCUCUCCGCUACUACUACGACAAGAACAUCAUGACGAAGGUGCAUGGAAAGCGCUAUGCCUACAAAUUUGACUUUCACGGUCUGGCACAAGUGUGCCAACCCUCGUCGACCGAACAAGCCUUUUAUAAGUUCCAGAGUAAUUUCACACCGCUGCCGUUUUCAGGCAUUUCCAAGCUCAACCUGAUGGCUCCAACCGUUAGUCACACCGGGUUCUCCUACUGGCCAGGCUCCCCGCCGACUCUCUACCACAGUCACAACCUGCAACCCUCUGGGCCCUUUGGCACGGUAUCUGCGCCUCAUAUCAGCUGCGUCAACAACAUCAAUAACUUAAAUAAUUUGAAUAAUAUUAAUAGUCCUUAUAAUUGAAGACCAUUUCAGUUAGAAAGGUGGAUCAGAUAAAAUUGCCUGGAUAAAGAUCAUGUAAAAGUUGUAACAAUACGCGCAAAUUUCCUGCGGCACAAUACAGAUAGGAUAUAUCGUAAUCGAAACUGCCCAUGCAUCCUUAAGCAAUAUUUUAUGAUGACAUUUGGCUCACUUGAAAACAAGAAAUUGCCAUAAUGACGUUUAAACACAAAUGCACAUAAUUUAUUUAAACUUGCGGAGAUGCGACGCCUAUCAGCGCCAUCUCAUGGCUGAAAAACACCAGGUGUACUUCGAAGCGGACGCGUGAACUCGGGUCCAUUGCUGUAUCAAAAAACCUUUUAGACAACAACAAUGAAUACAACUACUCGGCCAUUUGACAUGUUAUUGUACCCACAAAAGGUAUAAAAUCACUAUACUAUUUUUGUUCUGUAAUAUUCAGUUUACUAACAGAGAAAAUUAUACAAUGUAUAUUUCAUAUUAAUUAGGGAGACCUUCAGGGAGCGAUGGCCAGCAGUUUUCAACUGGGCUUAUGAGAGUAAUUUUUAUCACAGCGCUCAAUGAAAAUCAGAUUGUAUUUAGGCUACAGGUUGCUAGUGGUCCUCUUAUAGAAGAUUGUAUGUAGGCCAACUAGGUCAAGUUCUAUGGCAGUGUACCUAAGGACAUUCAACAAAUGAAUAUAGGAUUCCUUUUCAAAUCAAUUAAAACAACUGGACCCCAGCCUCCAGUAAAAGUAGCAUCACCGAAACCGACCAACAACAAUAAACCGACCCAACUGAAACGCAGGCCUUGCGUCUUUUCUAAAAUGUAAAGUGUAGCCACCUGACUGGAUUACACUUGUCUUGCCAAAACAAAUAGGUAGACCUACAGUCUAACGCUUUCCAGAACAUCUAAGAAGGUAUGUGCUCCUAUUCAUGGCGAUUUGCUGUCCAAUUGUUUUCGUGUUUCAUUGUUGGGCUUAAAGGCUGUUUUACGUGGCCCAACCACUGUUUAGGCUAUCAGUGACAGUAGUCUCUACAGUCGUUCUAAUAAGUUUCACUCUAAUUUAUUUAACGCAUUAUUUCAUUAGAGGCUACAGUUUAAUGUGCAGUUGGUGAUCAUAUUUUUAACAAGUCCUCUUAUUUUAAAAAGUGUAUGUGGCCCAUGCUAUUUUAAUGGUCUAUGUUCUAUGUUUGUGAUAUGUUUUGAGUAAAAAUGGUUUUAUAUCGAUUAUUGUUGUCAUUUUCCUCAAUAAUAAAGU